UUUACACGGCGCAACAUUUCGAAAGAUCUCCGGUUUUCCGGGAUUUCCUCUUCGAUAAGGUGCCCCCGGAGGUAGUGCCAACGGUGCCGCGUAACAUCCGCGAGACGCAGAAAGUGAAACGAGCUCGCGGGCCGCGAAGGUCGAAGUCGGCCUUGUUAGACAACACACACAGUGCGAAGAACGCAAUUCCGCAACGUUCCGCCGAUUCCGCAACGUUCCGCGGCGUAAGAGGCUAAACUAUUCGAAGGUCGAGCGAAAGUUCAGCAAACCUCGGGGCGGCCGACCGACCUCUGGGGUGCGCAGGGUCCGUGGUGUGCUAGAACGAUGCUGGUGCUUUCGGGGGCAGGUUCGUGGUGUAACGAACUCCUCGUCAGCCAACAACAGCAGCAGCAGCAGCAGCAGCAGCAGCAGUAGGUACCCCGGGAUUCUGGGGCCAGAAUCGUGUGUUUGAGAGUACCCCCUCCUGAAGUGUCGAGAUGGAGGGCGACAUUUGUCGAGUGUGUCGCUGUGAGGCGCAAUCCGAUCGACCGCUUUUUCAUCCUUGCAUCUGCACCGGAAGCAUCAAAUGGAUCCACCAGGACUGCCUCAUGCAGUGGAUGCGCUACUCGCGCAAGGAGUACUGCGAGCUGUGCGGCCACCGGUUCUCCUUCACGCCCAUCUACGCGCCCGACAUGCCACGGGUGCUGCCGCUCAAGUACGUGGCCAAGGGACUGCUCAGCUCCGUCGGAACGGCCGUCAAAUACUGGAUCCACUACACGCUCGUGGCACUCGCCUGGCUCGGCAUCGUACCGCUGACGGCGUACCGGACCUACCGCUUCCUGUUUUCCGGCUCUAUCGAGAUGGUGCUGACCCUGCCGAUCGAUAUGUUCUCCACGGACAACAUUACGAUCGAUGUGCUCCGCGGUUGCUUCGUCGUUACCUGUACGCUCUUCACGUUCAUCGGGCUGGUGUGGCUCCGGGAGCAGAUCAUUCACGGUGGUGGUCCGGAUUGGCUUGAACGAGAUGAUCCUCAAGUUCCGGAAGGUGUUCCUGGUGGAGCAGCAGGCGGUGGUGGAGGUGUUGCAGCAGCAGCAGCAGCAGCCGCUGCAGGCGUAAACGAGGCCGGAGGACAAGGCAAUCGGGCAGCGGAAGGGGCCGCGGAGAAUGGGAACGGUGCUGGACCCGAUGACGCCAACGGCAACAACAACAACAAUGACGAUAACAACAACGAAGAAGAACAUAAUAAUAACAACAAUAACAACUUCGUUGAUAACAAUCUGGUCAAUCGACCACCGCCGGCGCCAGCUGAAGGUGCGGCAGAGCAGGAACCGCUUCAACAACCACCGGAAGAGGAUCAGGCUGGUGCUCCUGCCCCAGCACCGGCCCCCGCUAACGAUGAAGCUCGAAGAGGUCGAGGAGCUGCCGCAGGACGUGCCGCAGGAGCUCCCUUUCCCGAAGUUCCCGCCGAUAAUGUGCCAAUCGAUCCAGCGGAGCCACCGCCACCGGCAGCCGAAGGUGAUGCACCGGGAGAUGGUGCCAUCAAUGAGCCGGAAGUAGCGGCCGAUGAGGCCAACUGGAACCCAAUGGAAUGGGAACGGGCAGCGGAAGAGCUCACGUGGGAACGGUUGCUCGGUCUCGACGGUUCGAUGGUCUUUCUCGAGCACGUCUUCUGGGUAGUCUCGCUGAACACCGCGUUCAUCGUGAUCUUUGCCUUCGUCCCGUACUCGAUCGGCAACUUUCUGAUCUCGUUCCUGGGCAUCAUUACACCCGGCAAACCGUUGAUGCACUUCCACGGUCUGCUCACGACCCUGCUCGGUUACUGUGUGAUCGGUAUUACGCUCGUGAAGCUGCACGCCAUCGCCCGCUUUCUGCGCUGGCGUCGCCAACGGCGCAUCCUGGGGCUAUGCUACAUCGUCGUGAAGGUAUCGCUACUCUCGGUCGUCGAGAUCGGUGUGUUGCCGCUCGUGUGUGGCUGGUGGUUGGACAUUUGCUCGCUACCGAUGUUCGAUGCUACGCUUAAGGAUCGCAAAGCGAGCUUCAAGGCUGCCCCGGGCACUUCGCUCUUCAUUCACUGGAUGUUUGGUAUGGUGUACGUGUACUACUUUGCUUCGUUCAUAGUGCUGCUCCGGGAGGUGCUGCGGCCAGGUGUGCUCUGGUUUUUGCGCAAUCUUAAUGAUCCCGACUUUAGUCCGAUUCAGGAAAUGAUUCAUCUGUCGAUCUUACGCCACACUCGAAGACUGAUCUCGUCAGCGAUUAUCUUCGGAUCGGCCGUGCUGCUGAUGCUGUGGGCACCGAUACAAAUCCUAAAGUCCUUCUGGCCCACAUUCCUACCCUAUACACUGUCCGGUGACGCUGAGGUGAACGAACUCAGCCUUCAGUUGCUGCUACUGCAGUUCGUGCUUCCGGGAUUCUUUGAACAAUCGCAUACACGCAUCUGGUUGAAGGGAUUGGUGCGGAUUUGGUGCAAUGUAGUGGCCCGGUUGCUCGGUAUCAAGAGCUAUCUACUGGGAGUGGAAGUGCGCCCGAACGAAGAUGAUCCCCCGGCUGCAGCACGCCAGCAACAACCAGAGGCUGGUGCAGGGUUAGCAGCGGCCCAUCAAGCAAUUCUGCUUCGGGAUGUUCCGAUCGGUUUCCAACCCUACGAACGACCUCGGCUGUUUGCGAUCCGGUUGAUUGGCUUGCUAGUGCUGAUGUGUAUUAGUCUCGCGAUCGGCUCACUCGCGAUUCUUACGAUCCCCGUCUGGAUAGGACGAUACGGUAUGGCACUAGGAUCGGUCGGUACGAACAUCACCCCGCCCGUCGCUGUUCCCGCUGCUGAGGUUGAUGUUGCCGCUGAAGGUGGAGCGGGUGUUGCUGCAGACGGUGGUGUUGGUGGUGCCACUGUAGAACCAUCGCCUCGGCCUCACGAGCUCUACACAGCGGCUAUCGGCACGUACCUUUGCUGGUUGCUUUCGCGUGGCAUCGCCGUCGCCGUAAACCUGUUCCCGCAAGGCCGAGAGGCUGUGAUCGCACGUAUCCGGCACUGGAUGUCGAUCGCAACCUCGUACGCCAUGGCCGCGAUCGUGUUCGUGCAUAUGCUCGGUGUGAUUCCGCUCAUGUUUGGACUGCUGCUGGAGCUGGUGGUCGUAAUACCGUUACGGGUACCGCGCGAUCAAACGCCCGUUCUAUUCCUGUGGCAGGAUUGGGCUCUCGGUGUUCUCUACACGAAGAUUGCCUGCGCUCUAACGCUGAUGGGCCCCGAUUGGGCCCUGAAACGAGCGAUCGAACAAGCGUACCGAGAUGGACUGCGAGAUAUGAACCUGCGGUUCAUUAUACGCGAACUCGGCGUGCCGGUCAUUACGUGCUUCGGACUAGCGCUCGCCAUCCCGUACGUGAUCGCGCACUCGAUCCUGCCGCUGUUCUUCACCAAUCCGCUAACCCGUACGCUGAUCGCACGUCAGAUCUAUCCCUUCUUCCUGCUGAUCGCCUUCGUCAUCGGCAUCGUGGUGCUGCAGGUACGCCAGUUCAAGAACCUGUAUGUCGCGAUCAAAAACGACAAGUAUCUGGUCGGUCAGCGGUUGGUAAACUAUGACCAUCAGCGUAAAAAGCGACGCCCAUCGGUGGUUGCCAGUGCGACGGAGGAAACUGGCGGUGGUGCCGGAGCGACAGCGGCCGCUGGUGCUGCUGCCCCUGCUGCCGAUCAACAAGCUGCACCUGGACAGCCGGAAUCCAGUGGAGCAGAUGGGCAAAGGUUACCGACUGGAACGGUCUCCAGUAUGCAGGCACACGCUAUGGAAGAAGCUGUACAAUAGUAGAACAAUCAG
Molecule: messenger RNA, 3782 nt
Organism: Anopheles darlingi
Lineage: Eukaryota; Metazoa; Arthropoda; Insecta; Diptera; Culicidae
Product: E3 ubiquitin-protein ligase MARCHF6
Exons: 3
Coding region: 477-3770 (1097 amino acids)
Cellular component (GO): endoplasmic reticulum membrane
Molecular function (GO): zinc ion binding
Source: RefSeq, a predicted model, not a curated record